AUGGAGCCCAAACUUGAGGAGGUGAAGGAUCAGGAAGAUGUCCAUGGUGCAGCCGCUGGCCCAGCCACUGGCACGGCCUCUCCUGAUCCGGAGGAUCCUCGCGAUGAGAAUGAGGCAGAGCGUGUGCCCGAAAAUGGUUCUGGAUAUCCGGCGACAGGUCUGGAGGAGGAUGAGGUCGCCGAUGAAGCAACAAAGCAAGACGAGGUAGUCCUUCGAAACAGAAGAGGGUUGCCACCGCCGGUCCCUCCAAAAGUGCCUAGCUUGGACGAGCUGUCCAAUGACAUGGAUGUACCUUCAGAGCUGCCGACGUCGGUUCAGCCCGAGGAGGCAGAAAGCGUGCCGCUGAGCUCCAUAAGGGAGCUCGUGGAGCAGCGGCGGGUCAACACGGCCCUGAAGCGCCUCGAGGAGGGAAGAGGUCCAGGAACAGAGCACGGAGCGGCGAGGAGUUAUGGGGCCGAGGGCCGGCUGCUCCGCCUGCGCUGCUUGGCGAGCAUGCGGCGCUAUGCCGAAGCGGCAGAGGAGUGCAAGCAGAUGGGUGACGAGGCCGCCUGCUUUGAGGUUAAGUUCUUCCUCGCGCAGCUUCCUUGGCUCCUACAUGCAGAUGCAUACCAGACCAUGCUGCAGCUGAAGGCUCUGGCACAAAGUUGGCCAAGCGAUGGCCCAGCCAAAGAUCGACUGGAGCUCCUUCAGGUUCUGUCCCACUCGUCCCUGACCGUGGGCCAUGGGCGCAUGGCUGCCGAAGAGUUGCAGCGGGCCGUGUCCGAACGUGAAGAUUGCCGUGAACUCUGGUCGCUGCUGGGAAGACACCACCUGUCUGGGGGCAACCUCCCUGCGGCAGAUGUUGCCUUCGCAAAAGCGCAGACCGCGUCCGGGCAGGACUCCACGGUCCUGCUCAAUUCGGGACUUCGUGCCAUGUCCUUGGGCGACUUCCAGGCUGCCAGGGAUGCAUUCGAAGCAGCGGCCACUGCCUUGCACGCUGACAAAGACGCGCGGCUGCAGGAGGUCCUUGCGGCGGAGAACAACCUGGCUGUCUGCAAGUUCUACACCAAAGACUUGCGCGGCGCCUGUGAGCGGCUGAAGGCCUUGGUCCUCAAGGACCCGGUGCGAUUCCUCGUGCCGUGCCUUCUGCAGAACUUGGCGUCGCUGUACGAGUUUGCACAGGAUGCCGCCAGCCAACGGAAGGCUCUGCGUGAUCUUGCAGGUGCUGCACAGUUGGAAGAUCUGGAGCCACGGCUUUUCCAAUCACCGCAAAGUUAA
Symbiodinium natans is the source of this 1257-nucleotide messenger RNA. The record is from the annotation of a GenBank genome assembly. Lineage: Eukaryota; Dinophyceae; Suessiales; Symbiodiniaceae.